Ciona intestinalis (vase tunicate) is the source of this 5393-nucleotide messenger RNA. The record is from RefSeq and is a predicted model, not a curated record. Lineage: Eukaryota; Metazoa; Chordata; Ascidiacea; Phlebobranchia; Cionidae.
UUCUAUUUCAGAGAAAAAAAUUCUGUCCAUGUUUUAUAAAGUUUAUAGGCUUUGAACGAGUUUAAAUGUUAGGUGUUUAACUUAUAACAGAAAGAGGUCUAAAUUAAUGUGGAUACGAGAGGCCUAACCUUGGGACAUGGACAAAAAGGAAAACCACAAGAAAAUGGAUCGAGUCCGUUUUUUUAAGGGUCUGCGCGUGUUGGCUGGUGUGGGUGGGUCCAGAUACUCAGAUAACAUGAACCUUACACCUGAUGCAUCAUCUGCAAAGUUUAGAAGUCACUGGAACGCCAUGAUUUGGAUAGAACUUCAGGCUUGGCACAAUGAUCGAAGCGUGUUCGAACAAGACGAAUGGUUGGUUGCAAACCGUCAGGCUGUCAUCGGUAAAUCAUUAGAGGAAGUUGAAAACUUCAGUUUUUGCGGGAAUGUACAUCACAUUAAAAAUGGUUGUCCAAGUGAUUGUCAUUGUUUUAUGAAAAACAGUACCCAGGCUUUACCACCUGAGCAGCUGAUGAAUUAUUCCAAUGCAUUAAAGCAGGUUUGUCAUGUUCUUGAUCAAGUUAGUUUUGCUGAGUCGCUCUACUCAUCGUCUGUGUGUCUUUCCAUUGACCAUCCAAAAUAUAAAAGUGAAAGUUUCUCGCAAAAGAGAGAUGUUUUAUGUACUUGGUUCAAUACUUUCAUUGAAAUGAAAUCUAGUUUUAUUUCCAUGAUGGAGUUUCUUGACCUUCUCCAAUAUAACGAAUGGUUGGAAACCUUAUUGGAAAUCCCUGAUAUUUGUGAAGGUUUAUCUUUGUCAGUUAAACCACAUUCACCAUUCAGUGGUAUGGAGGAGAUAACACACAUUUCGUGUUGCCAUAUAUCUGAUGCUAUUGCCACGACCAUGGACACUUUGUUGAGAAAAUUCAAUGUCAAAACUAUUUUGUCUAUUUUGUUGAAAAAACAUUUUACUCCACUGAUGAGAGCAUUCUAUUUAAUUAUUCAAACAAAAAUCAACCAAAAAUAUAAUGCAGAUAGAAGUAAACAACAGCAAGGAGAUUUUUCCAAUCCAUCUGUUGAUGCACAGUCCGUCAUUUUACUGAUCAAGGAAACAUUACCAAACUUACAAUUGAAUGAAAUAUCUCUUCAAUAUACUGAACCUGCAGUGUAUGAAAGAUUCAACCUGCCUUACCUUGACCCACUGUAUAUUCUCAUGAAUGAUGUCAUGUUUGCUGUCAUGUCACGUUGUUUAACAGCGAGACUUGAACAGGUGGCAUCUUGUCAACAAAACUGUGGAUCUUCAACAAGUAUUCUUACAACUCAACAAGUUGUGUUUGAAUGCAAAGAAGUAAUUCAAUGUUGUUUGCUUUCCCUUGAAGUUCAUUGUUUAUUUUUGAAACCAUUCAAUGGGGAAAAUGAAAAUCAAAAGGCAAACGUAGUUUGCUUUCGGAAUAAUCUUCUUAAAAUAUUUGGAACGUAUCUUGAUUUUGUGAAGUUAUGGGUUGUGGGGCAACUUACUGGACUCCCCCACGCACCAAGAGGAAUCAUGGAAAUACUUGAAACUGAAUGGAAACUUGCUCAGAAGAUCUCAGUUAAGAUUGACAUUGAAUGUUUCAUUACAUGCGCAUGUAAAUGCACAGAAAUAUGUAAAGAUGUUUUCAUUUCAACGCAAAACUUCUUGACAUCAGCUGCCGUGGCCAUCAUUGUUACGCGCUCUGAAACCCCAUCCAGUGAUGAAUUUUCUCCGAAUGAAUUCUUUCAACCCACCAACCACCAUCUUCAACACAGCAAUUCUUAUCCAACUUCACCCAAGGCGGGGUUUCUUUGGUUUCAUCGGCAAAGAUCGGAAAGUCGUCAUCUUGCUAAUCGACAUUCAAUCAUACGAGAUGGAGAUUCCUCCAUAGAACAAGCAAAGAAUUGUUUCCUUCCAAUUAAUUAUAACAAGCAAGAUAGCUUGGAGAUGAACAACACAGAAUCAACAAGGAGAUAUUUGUAUGAGUUAAGCAGAGCAAUUCGUGAUUUAUUUGAUGAAGCUCGAGAACGAACAAUGAAAGCCGUCACUUUCGCGAAAUCUCUUCGAAAAGAUCUUGAACCCUGUAUUGAAUUCAAUUAUGUCAGUUUCGAUGUCAAGUGCAAACAUGGACAUAGUAGAGUAUAUUGUAGUAAAUGUGGUCUUCUGAGUAAAUUAAAAGCAAAUCGUUAUAUUUUGGUGGAGUUCAAAUUAUCUGAUGAUGUUACCACAAGUUUGUCCAGUUCCUCCUCUUCCUUUCAUCCUCAUCAUCACUGGAUCUUCAUAUCUCAAGAUCUCAUUGAUGCGGAUCAAACAGAUGAUGUUAAGAUGAAACUCUUGCAUCGUUUUGUUUCGUCAUGUUCCACUGCACAGCAAAAUAAUCCAGUGGAAACACUGGGAAAUUCGAAAAAGACCAGUGAUGCCAUUUUGUUUCUGCGAGUGUUGUCACAUAUGGAGCAUCAACAAACAAAGAAAUCACGGCCAGCAAAUGUUGCACAAAGAUGGACAGGUGAAGUACUCACGAUCACAGAAGACGAUCUGACAUCAUUUAAUCACGACGUGAUCAAACUCAUGAACCUUCAUAUGAAGUUAGAACACGAUUUCACAGCUGUGUCAAAACAUGGAAUGAAUCUGGGACAAAAAAGAAGUGAACUUUUGAAGCUGUUCGGACCAUAUGUAACUAUGGUGGUAGCACAGAGCAGCAUCGUCAUAGAAAUCAAAGAAUCAUUAAAAGAACUUCACAUUGCAGUUUUAUCAUUAUGUGAUAUUGUGUUACAACAAGUCAAUGAGAUGAGUCGUCAUCUUCAAUAUGAAGUGAAUGAAGAAGCCGGUUUCACUCGCGAUGAGGAACCGCAGUUGUUCGCUGAGAUAAAUCAAGUCGUGCAGAAGAAUUUUUACUUUGGAUUUGAAUGCAUGAGAGAAGCAGUGAGAAUAUUUUCAGGAAAACUGCGACACAAAAUGGAACUUCUUCAUUUAAAAUAUUUAAAAACUUGGAUGGAUUACGUCAUGGAGUUUAUUCCGAGAGGAAAAGGAAAGAAACCAAAAUGGGCAGCUUGUGGAUUGAAUUCACUUGUUAGUUUAAGCAUGGAGGUAAUCAAGAGUUUACCAGAUGAUGAAUACAACAAACUUAACGAGCUCAUCUCGAAAUUCCUGGACCAUCUCAUUGGAACAAGGAAUUCUCAUGAAGUGAAUCAGCCACCGAACCCCACCUUCCCCAACACACAAGAAGUUCCAAUGUUUCGAUCCUUUAGUUCAAAUUCAUCAAAAGAAGAAAACUUCGAUUCCAACCAAUCGAACAACGUUGAUUGUUACGUCACAAACAACAUUCAAGUAUCACAAUUACCAUUGGAUCAAAUAAACAUCACAAUAUCGGAGAUGGAAGCUAGAAGAGAUGAUAAAAGAAUGGAAAAAGGCAUCAUUGGCCGUGUGAUUGACACCCCAAAUUCAAUGCCAGUAAUUCAACUUGGUAUACGAACUGUUAGUUUUCGGUGGCAACGUGGUACAAAGAUUGGAGAAGGGACAUUUGGAAGAGUUUAUACUUGUGUUAACAUGGAUAAUGGAAAGUUGCUUGCCAUGAAAGAGAUUCCGUUCCAACCAAAUGAUGAACAUAAGAUCAAAGAAAUUCUUGAUGAGAUCACCAACUUUGAAGGAAUCACACAUCAAAACUUGGUCAAAUAUUAUGGGGUUGAAUUACACAGAGAUCAAAUGUAUAUAUUCAUGGAAUAUUGUGACUCUGGAACCUUGGAAGAAGUUAGCAGGAUUGGAUUACCUGAAGUUAUGAUUCAACAAUAUACAUCGCAGAUCGUUGCAGCUGUUUCUGUGUUACAUCAAAAGGGGAUUGUGCAUCGAGAUAUAAAAGGGGGUAAUAUCUUCCUGACUUCCAAUGGUUUGUUGAAGAUUGGUGAUUUUGGAAGCGCGGUUCGUUUAUUGGAUCGAAGCCAAACGCUUCCAGGUGAAAUUGCUUCGCACACGGGAAUCACAGCUGCUUACACAGCUCCUGAGGUAAUAAACAGCAAUGUAGAGAUGGGAUAUGGUAGAGCUGCUGAUGUUUGGAGUAUUGGGUGUGUUGUUAUUGAGAUGGCUGCUGGAAAGAGACCAUGGCACGACCACGAACCAUUCCAAAUCAUGUACAAAGUAGGCAUGGGUUGCAAACCAAUCAUUCCAACUUCGCUUAGCAGCGAUGGGAAAGAUUUUGUUGAGCGUUGCAUUGAAAUAAGUCCGACUGAAAGAUGGACAACCAGUGAUCUACAAACACACCCAUUUAUAAAGGUUGCUCAUCUAACAUCUGCAUCAUGAAAAUAUCACAGCAUGAUUUAUUUCAUCACGUGAUUUGCAUCAUAUUCAUAAAACAACAUCAUGCACUCAUAAAAUGGUGACAAAUUGCAAAUUUUUCUAAAAUUACGAAAUUAAUUUUUACAGCUCAAAAUAGUUUUAUAAUUAUGUUCGUUUUUAAAACAUAUUUUCCCCUUAAUUUUCUACUUAGUAUGUUGAUAUCAAAAUUUAUUUUAGUUUUUUAGUACUAUUUAUUUUACAUGUAUGGUACAGGCAUUAUUAUUUCUUUCAUUUUAAUCAUUGUGAGUUAAAAGUACAUUGCUAUUAUGGAUAGCAACAUAGAGUCAAAUAUUUUAUUUAGUUGAGUUUGACACAAAAAUCCAUAGGCAGCAAAAAAAUUUCCAUUGUAACUUGUUUAUCCUGGUGUAGCAGGAAACAACAGUCGUUUUAAUGGGCGAGGUCUGUUUCAUACACCUCAUGCCCACUUACAAGUUACCGCAUAUUUUACUUUUGUAAGUGAAUGUUUUUUGCGGAAUUUUUAUGUGUGGCUGACAAUUCAGACAAAUCAUAAGGGACACUGGGUUGGAGCAAUUGCCCCCAAGCCAGAAGCAGGUGAACCACUUGGUCAUGGCUCUGGUUGUUUAUAUUUUGACUCUUUAAAUGGGCCUGGAUGGUCUUAGUUUAUGUCCCAUAUGUAUACGAGUUGCACUCUGGUUUAUAACAUUGAUUGAUCCAUUCACAGCUUUAGCACUUCAAUGUCUUACAUAUUUUUCACUUCAUUUCUGUACUAGUUUCAUGACUUGUUAGUACUUGGUGUAAUGUAGUACAUUGUACAUAUUAUAUUUUACCUAAACGUGAUAAUUUAUGUGCCAAGUAAGGAAAAUUGCAAUUAAUGUAAAAAUGUUUGUAUAAAAUAAAAUUGUAUUUAUUUAUCCUCGCAUGUUGGGAAAAAGCAGGAAUUAUAACAUAGGUGUAUGAAGCAGAACGCUAGUUUUAUAACGACUGUCGUUUCCCUGCCAUGCGAGGAUAAAUAAGUUAUACGUCAUUCAACUAACUGUGCCCGUUUACCAUCAUUUAAAAAAUGUAACUUUCUGUGUGAUACAUUUGCAUACAUCAAUCAUUACGCUUAAACAUGGUA